AUGGCACCCCCUUCCAGGCAGCAGCCACGAGCGCCUCACGCGGCGGAGCGCGCGCGGCUCCUCCCGACAAAAGCGUCCCCCAGCGUCCGCGCCCCGCCCCGCUCCAUCAUUCUCAGCGUCUGCUCGUUCAUCCUCGUGACGGAAUUCUGCGAACGCCUCGCGUACUACGGCCUCGCCGGGUCGCUGCCCAUCUUUUUCCACCGCAACUUGGGCCUCAGUACGGUGCUCGCGACGGAGCUCAAUUCCACGUUCACGUCGCUGUCGUACCUCACGCCGCUGCUUGGCGCCUACGUCGCGGACCGGCACCUCGGCCGCUUUCUGACCAUUGGCGUCUUCUCGGCGCUCUACGUCGCGGGCCUCGCGCUCUGUGUCGUGGCGUCCUUGCCAGCCGUCUCGUCGCAGCCGCUCUUUCUCCUCGGCCUCUUUGGGGGCGUGGCCCUCGGUGCCGGAGGCAUCAAACCCAAUGUCGUCGUGCUCGGCGCCGACCAAUUCGACGUGACGAUCCCCGCGCAGCGCACCGAGAAGGACAGUUUCUUCAACUGGUUCUACUGGGCCAUCAACAUUGGCGCGACCUUUAGCUACGGCGUGCUCACGAACUUGGCCGUCAAUGGUCUCCCGCCCUACAUCGCGCCCGACUUUGGCUUCUUUGCGUCGUUUGCCAUCCCGGCCGCGGCCUUUGUCCUCGCCGUUGCGGUGUUUUGCGCCGGGCGACACCGGUACCGUCGCGUGCCGCCGAAAGGCAGUGCCUUGGCCAAGUUUUUCCACAUUUUGAUGCAGGCGGGGGCGCGUUCCAAGCGUGGGGCACUUGUGCUGAGUGGCGGCCUGGCGUUCGUCCCGGGGAUCGUGCUGACGACCGUGUCGUACUUUAUCCAAAGUGACGCGGGGCACGUUGCGAUGGCGCUCGCAGGGGCAGGAGCAGUCGCCUACGGCACGUUUGUCCUCAUUUUCUCGGGGGCAGCGACCACGUGGCUCGAGCUCGCCACGCGCUCUAGAGGCGGGUCGUUCUCGGCGCAAGACGUGCAAGACGCAGCCCAAGUGAUGCGCCUCGCGCCGUUUCUUGGGAUCAUCAUCAUCUUCUGGGCUGUCUACGGCCAAAUGAGCUCGAACUUUGUGGUCCAGGGCUGCCAAAUGGACCUACGCGUCAAGGGCAACGACCGCGUGCUCAUUUCAUCCGCCAUGCUCAACGUAGUCGAUUCCGGCGUCAUUCUCGUGUUCAUCCCCGUCUUUGAUCGCUUGCUCUAUCCGCUGCUGACGAAAGUGGGCAUCUAUCCGUCGCUGUUGCGCAAGAUCGGAGCCGGCCUCGUGUUUGCUCUGUUGGCCAUGUUGACAGCAGGCUGGAUGGAGCGUCUUCGCAAGAACAGCUCCAUGGUUGAAGGCGUGUACUCCAACUGCAGCGCAGCGGGCGAAGCGCUCCCCAUGUCGACGAUCAGCGUGUGGUGGCAAACGCCGCAAUAUGUGCUUGUGGGCGUGGCCGAGAUCCUGACGAGCAUUUCGUCGUACGAUCUGUUUUACUCUGAAGUGCCCGAGUCCAUGAGGAGCGUGUGCCAAGCGCUUAACCUGCUGACAACGACGCUGGGGUACAUCGUGGCGGGGGCGCUCAACAGCAUCUUCUCCUUUUGGAUCACAAGCGACCUCAACGACGGCCACCUCGAGUACAUUUACUUCAUGAUGGCGUUUCUCGUGCUAGUGAUGCUGGUGGCCUUCAUGUUCGUAUCGCAGUCUUUUGAGUACCAUGUACCUCCGCCAGGCCUCGACACCGUGACGGGUUUCUCUCCUGCGCUCUCUCGUGCUGCCCGAGACUUGCGAAAGAAGUUGCAGUACCAGCGUAACGGCAGUAAGUAA
Hyaloperonospora brassicae is the source of this 1842-nucleotide messenger RNA. NCBI's taxonomy places the organism in Eukaryota, Oomycota, Peronosporomycetes, Peronosporales, Peronosporaceae. The record is from the annotation of a GenBank genome assembly.